ACCGCGGCACGCGCUGUCACGUGAAUAUGUUAUCGUAGAGUCAAUUUGUUGUUCUUGUUCCAACACUACUAGAAAGUACACUUUACUAUCUAUCUAUCUACAUGAAUACGAAUCAUUCCGAAACAAAGAAGAGACGGAUACAUAAUGCAUGUCUUCGCUGCCGGCAAAAGAAAGUCCGCUGUGAUAGCGGAAUAAUGCCCGACAAUAUAUGCUCCGGAUGCCUGAAUGCCGGCGCAGAUUGCACACACAACCACAUGAAAAAGAAACGAGGCCCGAAGCCUAUUCCAAAGAACGGAAUCGAAAAAAACUUCGAAGUUGCUCAAUCUUUCGUCUCCUGUAUAUUGGCAGAGCCAGAGACUUACCCAAUACCCAAAGAUCCGGACAGUAUUCGCGCUCUGAUUAUUGAUAUCUCCCGUUAUACCUACUUUUUACAAAAGGAAUUGAGCCUUCGAGACCAACGGUCAUCUGUAAUAGUGGAUACUACAUCCGUUGCUCCUUCAUCUCUUUCCCUGACUCCAUCGCUCGCGAGUUCGCCUACUCAUGACGCCCACACCAAUCCAUAUCCAAAUGACUGCCCAUCGCAUGUAGAAGAAGAUCCUGAUGCAAAUACGAUCUUCAAGAGGCUAGAAGAACUCACGCUCGGUCAACAACAUUCUCGCCAUUUUGGGAUGUCCAGCAAUUUCCAACUAGUAAAAACUCUCUUGGAUUACAAGCAAGAGGCAACAGGGUACAGACAGAACACAAUGACAUAUCGGAACAUCAGAAGACAAGGAUACUGGGCUAUAUAUCCAUGGCAACAAGAUAUUCAGAAUAAAGUCGGUCGGAAGCUUACAUUCCCAGAUAAUGAGCUACUGCAUGAUCUAAUCAACGAUUAUUUUGUGUACUUCGAGCCUUAUCUUCCGUUAUUGCAUCGUUCGACAUUUGAAACAUCAGUCGCUGAAGGAUUGCAUUUCUCCGACAUCGGGUUUGGACAAGUUGUUUUGGCGGUGUGCGCCGUAGCCUCAAGAUGCAGUAGGGAUCCCAGGAACAUGCCUGAAGGGACAGACUCGGACCAUUCGCUGGGGUGGCGUUGGUAUAGUCAAAUAUCAAUCGACACAUCUUCUUUCAUAGAGGCUCCAAGGGUGUAUAAUUUGCAAGUCUGUGUUCUGAUGGUCACGUACCUGCAAAUUUCAGCGAUCUCAGAGUCCAGUUGGAUCAUACUAGGAAUUGCAAUGCGUCUUGCGCAAGCUAUGGGCAUGCAUCGGAAACGACCAGACCAGGCUAGAACAAUUGAAAGAGAAUCUUGCAUCCGAGCAUUUUGGGCAAUCAUAGCCUAUGACACAUGUGCAAGUUUGUUUUUAGGACGGCCUCGCGUCACGACUACCGACGACUUUGAUGUUGAGCUGCCAGUAGAUUGUGACCAAGAAUUUUGGAACGCCACAGCUAUUGCAUCAGAUAUGUUUGUUCAGCCUCCCGACAAGCCCUCUCAAACAUCUUAUUGGAUUCACUUCAUAAAAUUGAUGAAUAUAGCAGGCCUUGUCAACAAACUAAUAUAUCCCAUCAAGAAAUUGGAUGAGUCAAAAAUUUCGGGAAUCGAUGGAAUUUCAUUGAGCCAGAAGGCUGUGAUGGAACUUGACUCCGCUCUGAACGCAUGGGUGGGCUCUAUUCCUGACCAAGUCAAAUGGGAUCCCAAACGAAGCAACGCCAUCCUAUUUACACAGAGUGCUAUGCUUUACACCUCAUACUACUGGCUGCAGAUUCAGGUUCACAAAAAAUUCAUACCUGGUCCUGGCCGAGAGACCAUCUUAAAUGGGUUUCCUUCACUUACAAUUUGUGUAAAUGCGGCGCGGUCAUGUAUCAAUAUAGCAGAAGCAUGCAACAUCACCCAUCCAACUCCUGUUACUCUGCCUUCAGUGUUCAGUGCAGCCAUUGUGCUUCUCAUAAAUUUCUGGAGAGGAAAGAAAUUAAACGCGCCGCUGAGUACUGGAACUGAGAUGUUCGAUGUACACAAGUGUUUCAAAAUCAUCAGGCCGUUUGAACAAAGAUAUCAGGGAGCCGGUCGAAUGAUUGAUAUCCUUAAUGCAAUCAUCUCGGUCGGACACCUGAAUCAUGAUGUCCCCCUGGAGUCAGAUUCCUCAACACACAUAGCUCGUGAUUGGGAUCCGAAGCCCAGCUCUUCUUUUCUGCCUAAGCCAGCUGAACAUUCCAAUGCAAGCUCGCAUGCUAUGAGCAUGAUAAAUUUUGCCCAACAACCAGCCGAUCGAAGUCAUGAAAGAACUUUGCAGCACACUCCAAUCUCUCGAUCUUCUCUUCCGUUCUACACUACUGAACUUGGGCUACUCCCACUGUAUUCCUCUGACUCGAUCAUGUUUUCUCCACAUCCGAAUUCCGGAAUUCUAAGCACAGUGUCUACAUUCCCAGAAUAUAGUAAAAACAAGGACAUUGAUCCUGACUCUGCUUCGGGAGACCAAUCUCACCCUGGAUCGUUUGUCUCAUCAUGGGGCCCCAGUGCCUUUGUUCAAAGCAAUGACAUCCAUGAAGAUCUUCGGAAUGAAUCUGAUGAAGAUUGGUCACUAUUUAUGCAGAACGUCGAUGAUCUCUUGCAGUCCACUGCUGAUUUUCCUAUGUUCACAGAAGAGCGCUAGCCUUGAUCGACAACGAUUGGAAAGUCGGGACAAAAAAAAUACUUAGCUUAAUAAUAACAUUCAGUAGUGGCAGGUGUCAGUGUCAUAAUUCACGUUUUCAGGAUACUUCUCUCGCUU
Messenger RNA from Lentinula edodes (shiitake mushroom), 2741 nucleotides. Its product is annotated as fungal-specific transcription factor domain-containing protein. Lineage: Eukaryota; Fungi; Basidiomycota; Agaricomycetes; Agaricales; Omphalotaceae. The record is from RefSeq and is a predicted model, not a curated record. Gene Ontology annotation, molecular function: zinc ion binding; DNA binding; DNA-binding transcription factor activity, RNA polymerase II-specific. Gene Ontology annotation, biological process: regulation of DNA-templated transcription; DNA-templated transcription. Bases 102 to 2624 code for a protein of 840 amino acids. The transcript has 18 exons.